Lodderomyces parapsilosis is the source of this 1263-nucleotide messenger RNA. RefSeq names its product alpha-1,6-mannosyltransferase (gene MNN11). Gene Ontology annotation, biological process: protein N-linked glycosylation. Lineage: Eukaryota; Fungi; Ascomycota; Pichiomycetes; Serinales; Debaryomycetaceae. The record is from RefSeq and is a predicted model, not a curated record. Gene Ontology annotation, cellular component: mannan polymerase complex; Golgi membrane. Gene Ontology annotation, molecular function: alpha-1,6-mannosyltransferase activity. Bases 1 to 1263 code for a protein of 420 amino acids. The transcript has a single exon.
AUGUUUGGUAAAUCAGGAGCUUUUAAACCUAGGUAUGGUAAAUCCAAUCAGUCAUAUCUACCUUUACCUGCGACAUUCAGCAGGCUCAAUCAACGUCGAAGCCUACCCUUGAUAAUACUUGGGAUCAUUGUGGUAUGGUAUCUAUUUGCCCCGUUCUCGAUACUAUCAAUUCUUUUCCAUUCAUCUUCAGUACCUCAUUACCCACCAGCACAUCCGUACUCAAGUAAACACGUAAUUGAAAACCAGUCAAAAUACAUUUAUCCACCAGUUGAACAAGCACCACUUUUGAAGCAAUUAACACCGCAAAAGCUUGUACACCAAGCCAAAAUAGGCGACAAGGUGGUUCUUCAACCCUUGAGUGCUCUUGAUAACCCAGAUCCAGCUGUACAAAAAUUGAGAGAAAAAGACGAAAAUGAAAAGGAUCAGUUUAUGAAGGCUAAAAACUUUUUCAAGAAUCAAGACCGCAUUGUCUUUAAGCCAAAGAGUUUAAAAAAUUAUCCUGAAGUGAUUAUUGUUACUGCUGUUGAUUUCGAAAAAUAUUCUCUCAACGGGUUGGCCAAAAUUGUUCAAAAUCGUGUUGACUAUGCCCAUUUUCAAAACUAUGGAGUAUAUGUUCGUUGGGCUCAGGAAUUCAUUCCCCAAUUCAACUCCAUUUCUGCUUUGACAGAUAAGGAGAGAUCGAAAUGGGUUCGUUUGUUUUGCGUUCGUGCUGCCAUGUUUGCAUUCCCACAUGCCAAGUGGUUUUGGUAUCUAGACGAGAAUGGACUCAUAAUGGACAUGACGGUGAAUAUUCAAAAGAAAUUACUUAAUCCAGAGGUAUUAAAUCCGCAGAUGUUGAGAGAUCAACCCUUGAUACCAAAAACCGGUGUAAUUAAGACUUACAAGAGUAUUAGAGCAGAAUCCACACAAUUAAUACUAACUCAAUCCGACAAGAAGAUUGAGACAACAUCAUUUAUUCUUAAAAAUGGCCCUGUUGGUAAAGCAGUUACCGAGAUAUGGAGUAACGAACUCUACUUGAAUUAUCAAAGCUUCCCAUAUGGACCUGAUUCCGCACUAACUCAUCUUCUACAAUGGCACCCAUUUGUGUUAAGCAAAACAACUUUAGUACCAGCAAAGACAAUUUGUGCUGCACAUUCGCAAAACAAUGCUAACGAUUAUACUUAUGAGGAAGGAGAUCUUGUUGCUCAAUGGAGUGAAUGCAAACUGAUUUCCGAUUGUGAAGAGGUAUUGAAUGCGUAUCAGGCAAAAGUAAAAAAACCUUGA